AGCGAAGACGCGUUAGUGGGGGGAAGGUUCUAGAAAAGCGGCGGUCCCGGCUCCAGCGGCAGUAGCAGCGGCGCCGGGUCCUGUGUGCAGGUGUCCCCCGCGGCGCGGUGUCUCGGAGCAGCGGCUGCUCUCCCACAGCGUCAGGACGAGUCCCGUGCGCGUUCGUCCGCGGAGAUCUUUCUCAUCUCGCUCGGCUGCGGGAAAUCGGGCUGAGGCGACUGAGUCCGCGAUGGAGAAAACUUUAGAAACUGUUCCUUUGGAGAGGAAAAAGAGAGAAAAGGAACAAUUCCGUAAACUCUUUAUUGGUGGCUUAAGCUUUGAAACCACAGAAGAAAGUUUGAGAAACUACUACGAGCAAUGGGGAAAGCUCACAGACUGUGUGGUUAUGAGAGAUCCUGCAAGCAAGAGAUCAAGAGGAUUUGGUUUUGUAACUUUCUCCUCCAUGGCCGAGGUUGAUGCUGCCAUGGCUGCAAGGCCUCAUUCCAUUGAUGGCAGGGUAGUUGAGCCAAAACGUGCUGUAGCAAGAGAGGAGUCUGGAAAACCAGGUGCCCAUGUGACUGUGAAGAAGCUGUUUGUUGGUGGAAUUAAAGAAGAUACUGAGGAACACCACCUUAGAGAUUAUUUCGAGGAAUAUGGAAAAAUUGAUACUAUUGAAAUAAUUACUGAUAGGCAGUCUGGGAAGAAAAGAGGCUUUGGCUUUGUUACUUUUGAUGACCAUGAUCCUGUGGAUAAAAUUGUAUUGCAAAAAUAUCACACCAUCAAUGGUCACAAUGCAGAAGUUAGAAAGGCAUUGUCUAGACAAGAAAUGCAGGAGGUCCAAAGUUCAAGGAGUGGAAGAGGAGGAAACUUUGGUUUCGGGGAUUCUCGUGGUGGCGGCGGCAAUUUUGGACCAGGACCAGGAAGCAACUUUAGGGGGGGAUCUGAUGGAUAUGGAAGUGGACGUGGAUUUGGGGAUGGCUAUAAUGGGUAUGGAGGAGGACCUGGAGGUGGCAAUUUUGGAGGUAGCCCUGGUUAUGGAGGAGGAAGAGGAGGAUAUGGUGGUGGAGGACCUGGAUAUGGCAACCAGGGUGGGGGCUACGGAGGUGGUUAUGACAACUAUGGAGGAGGAAAUUAUGGAAGUGGAAAUUACAAUGAUUUUGGAAAUUAUAACCAGCAGCCUUCUAACUAUGGCCCAAUGAAGAGUGGAAACUUUGGUGGUAGCAGGAACAUGGGAGGACCAUAUGGUGGAGGAAACUAUGGUCCUGGAGGAAGUGGAGGAAGUGGGGGCUAUGGUGGGAGGAGCCGAUACUGAGCUUCUUCCUACUUACCAUGGGCUUCACUGUAUAAAUAGGAGAGGAUGAGAGCCCAGAGGUAACAGAACAGCUUCAGGUUAUCGAAAUAACAAUGUUAAGGAAACUCUUAUCUCAGUCAUGCAUAAAUAUGCAGUGAUAUGGCAGAAGACACCAGAGCAGAUGCAGAGAGCCAUUUUGUGAAUGGAUUGGAUUAUUUAAUAACAUUACCUUACUGUGGAGGAAGGAUUGUAAAAAAAUGCCUUUGAGACAGUUUCUUAGCUUUUUAAUUGUUGUUUCUUUCUAGUGGUCUUUGUAAGAGUGUAGAAGCAUUCCUUCUUUGAUAAUGUUAAAUUUGUAAGUUUCAGGUGACAUGUGAAACCUUUUUUAAGAUUUUUCUCAAAAGUUUUGAAAAGCUAUUAGCCAGGAUCAUGGUGUAAUAAGACAUAACGUUUUUCCUUUAAAAAUUUAAGUGCGUGUGUAGAGUUAAGAAGCUGUUGUACAUUUAUGAUUUAAUAAAAUAAUUCUAAAGGAAAUUGUGUAAUUAUAGACUUUUUAUUUUAAAUAAGUUAAGGAGUGGGUAGUAUAAUUAAGGUCCAUUGCAAAGCUGUUGUUGUAUUUGUGUAAGAUAAAUGCUGGUCAGAUUUAAGUGUGUUGUCUGCAAUUCAUCAGGAUUAAAUUAUCUAGUUAACUUAAGGGAUAUCUCUGCAAGGAGAAACACCUUUUUAGAUCUUUUAGAUGCUGCUUCUUCAAUGCAAGGAAAGGAAAUAACCCCAGCGAGGUACUCUUCAGGGACACAGGUCUAGUACAAGAGAACUCUUGACGACUAAGCUCAGCCAGUCUUAAAAAACUGUGCUGUAUCUACAAAGCUUAAACUACAGUAGUUGAUAAGGAUGCCAACGAAAGCUGAGGGUGUAGAGCAAAGUAGUUCUAAGCUUCAGUUAAACUUCUUUAGGUAAGAUCUUAUUUACUUUUUCUUUCUUAAUUUUCCUCCCUAAAAGAUAAACUAAUAAACUCUUCAAUGGUCUUUUCAGUAUAGUGGUUCUUAUGUAGUUUAACAUAGCUAUAAAUUUGAGUUUAACAAUAAUAAACUCAAGAUAAUUUUAUAAACCCUGUUUUCCAAUCUGUCAUUUACUUAAAUUAUUUUGGUUGUUUUCCCUUUUUUUUCCUUCUUUCUCACCCCCUCCCUUUCCAUGAAGAUUCAGGUGCUUAACAUAUCAUUUUUUUCCCUGCUGGAAUUUUAGCAUUGAUAUGAACCAUGGACAAGUAUAUUCUGCUGCCACAAAGACUGUAAAGUGCUUCAUUUCAACAGCUGAGGCAAGCCAAGUGAUCAUUAAUAAAGCUUUUCUUGCUUCCUUCA
Messenger RNA from Peromyscus eremicus (cactus mouse), 2628 nucleotides. It is a transcript of the gene Hnrnpa2b1, whose product is annotated as heterogeneous nuclear ribonucleoprotein A2/B1. The record is from RefSeq and is a predicted model, not a curated record. Lineage: Eukaryota; Metazoa; Chordata; Mammalia; Rodentia; Cricetidae. Bases 230 to 1291 code for a protein of 353 amino acids. Gene Ontology annotation, molecular function: RNA binding. The transcript is spliced from 12 exons.